Molecule: messenger RNA, 1914 nt
Organism: Ixodes scapularis (black-legged tick)
Lineage: Eukaryota; Metazoa; Arthropoda; Arachnida; Ixodida; Ixodidae
Product: U11/U12 small nuclear ribonucleoprotein 35 kDa protein-like
Exons: 4
Coding region: 143-979 (278 amino acids)
Biological process (GO): mRNA splicing, via spliceosome
Cellular component (GO): precatalytic spliceosome; U12-type spliceosomal complex
Molecular function (GO): mRNA binding; snRNA binding
Source: RefSeq, a predicted model, not a curated record
GAGAGAUGCCGCCACCGCUCUUGUUUUGCCACUAAUAAUGGCGGUGUGCAUGCAAAAAGUUGGGUCGGACGCCGGUGUGUUUCGACCAUUUCUUUCUCUGCAAGUUCGUUAUAUUUUUCCGACGCUACACUAGACCGUCCCUAUGGAGAGUCCAGAGAGCUGGCUUCCCAUUCCCCGCACCUACGAUCCGCUGAAGGCGGGCAGUAUCGACGGAACAGACGUCAAACCCCACGACCACGGCGUCGUUCGGGCACUGGAGGCCACCUACAAGCCGAGCAAGUACAUCAAAACGGACCCCAAGCUGACCCUUUUCGUUGGAAGGCUGAACCCAACGACCAGUGAGGAGAGGCUACGGGAGUUCUUCGCUCACUACGGGGAAGUGCGGAGCUGCCGCCUGGUGAGGGACAUCAUCACGGGCUUCUCCAAGUGCUACGCCUUCGUCGAAUACUACGAGCUCAGGGAUGCGCUCGCCGCUAAUGACGCAAACCAGGAGUACAUCGAUGACUACCGGAUCUUCGUCGACUUCGAGCGAGAAAGAGUCCUUCCAGGCUGGGUGCCUCGGCGCCUAGGCGGCGGCUUCGGGGGCAAGAAGGAGUCCGGCCAGCUGAGGUUCGGCGGCCGAGACCGCCCCUUCAAGAAACCCAUCGUCGUCAACAACCGCCAGGGGGCACCCUUUCCGCGCUCGGCGGACUUCCCGUCCGCACCUCGCGGCUACUCCGGGGGCUACGGCAACCGCGGAAGAGACCCGGACCGACCCGACCACUCGCACGGAGACCGCAAGGACGAGUUCUUGCGACGGAAGCGGAUGGAAUACGAGCGGUCUCGCGGGCGGCAGGACGAGGACCGCAGCGACGGCCGCCAGGAACGGAGGCCACAGUGGCAGCAGCGCGAAGGCGACGGUCAGCGGAGGCCGGCGGAAGAUCGGUAUCCGUACGGCAGGAGAGACGACUACCGUAAAGGUGGUUCGACUCAGAGGUAGCUAAAAUGUCGGAGGACACUCGCAGUGGCGUCGGUUGACUGUGGAGAAAAAGGAAAGAUAAGGCAUUGAGGAUACAAGACAAUACAGCACCUAUAUUUUCUCCUGGAAUCAAUCGAUGAAAAGGAGGUCUGGAAAAGAAAAAGCUGUGAAACAGCUUGACGGAUUCUCGGCCCUCUACAGUGGCACAAGAACAGCAGCUCGGGAAAAGGAAAACAACAUGUUGGGUUGUCAUACUGCACAUUCAAUCAAAAAUUAAAAUACAACGAAAAAAAGAAAGAACAUGCAAUUUUGUCACGAUAUCCAAUUGAAUCACAAACACAUAUUAAUGAUGCACUCAUAAAUUUCAUAGUUAAUGGUAAGAGAUUGCAUGUUGAGGUUGUGACUGGUAAAAUUGUUAAGUAAACGUUUAAGAGUAUACUUUAACGUAGGAUAGGAUGACGUAACUUUAGUUGUGUUGUAUCAAACAAUAGUACUCGCCAAGUAAGCCUAUUUUGUGUUCUGAGCUGCGAACUUGAGGCUCUUUCCUUCAUUGAGGAGAGGGUGAGUUUCUUAUUACGAGCUCAGAAUAAAGCUUUUGUUACCUGAACUGUUUUCGUUUUGCUCGUUUUGUGCUUUCUUACUGUUACAUCUGUUCCAACACGCUCGUCAAAAUUUUCUGAGCGGUGAAUUUAUUAUAGUUUUAAUGAUGCCCUGUUUAACUUCUGCAAUGAUGUGAAUGAGGGAUAGCCUGUGAUAAUCUAUGAUUAGCAUUGAAAAAUCGAUGGACCCUGGUAUUCAAUUAGCUUUACUGCUAUAUCAACUGUGAUACCAUGCAGGUGCCAUUUGCAUGUACCUCCAGAAGCAGAAGUGCAUUUAACCUGUGGAUUCUGAAGCCCUUAUUGACUUGGAACACAUACUAGGAAUCACAAUAUUUGGCGGCUCUAGCCACGUCCGUC